Molecule: messenger RNA, 2081 nt
Organism: Pectinophora gossypiella (pink bollworm)
Lineage: Eukaryota; Metazoa; Arthropoda; Insecta; Lepidoptera; Gelechiidae
Product: putative E3 ubiquitin-protein ligase UBR7
Exons: 2
Coding region: 158-1939 (593 amino acids)
Cellular component (GO): cytoplasm
Molecular function (GO): ubiquitin protein ligase activity; zinc ion binding
Source: RefSeq, a predicted model, not a curated record
UCAUGUCAUUCAAUCAAUCGUUUCUUUGCCCAUUGUCGGUCGUCACUGAAAAAUAAUUUUAUUUUGGCGCCGUUUGUAACCGGCUUUUGUACUAUUUUUCGAAUUUAUCAUUUCACGGUCACUAAAUCUAAGUUAAGUUAAAACUAAAAGUGAUAAAAUGGCCGCAAACGGCGUAAAAACAUCGGAGGACGCCGAUAUGGCGGAGUGCGACGGAGAAAAAGUUGUGACAAUGAUGGACGUCUUAAAAGAACAAGAAGACUUUGAGGAGGACGCUAACGCAGUACUCGGGGCCUCCGAUGAUAAAAACUGCACAUAUUCCAAGGGAUAUGUGAAAAGGCAGGCCAUCUAUGCAUGCCUCACCUGUUGCCCUGAAGCCACAUCUGACCCCAUGAAGAGAGCAGGAGUAUGCUUGGCCUGCAGCCUGGCUUGUCACGAGAAUCAUGAGCUGGUGGAGCUCUACACCAAGAGGAACUUCCGCUGUGACUGCGGCAACCCUAAGUUCACGCAACCCUGCCAAUUCACCCCAAACAAGACAGAUUUGAACUAUGAGAAUAAGUACAACCAAAAUUUUAGUGGAGUCUACUGCACGUGUCGCCGACCCUACCCUGACCCUGAAGCUACUGAGGAAGAGGAAAUGCUCCAAUGCAUUGUGUGUGAGGACUGGCUACAUACAAACCACUUAGAAGCAACAGUGCCUCACAAUGAUCAAUAUGCUGAAAUGAUCUGUAAAGCUUGCAUGGAAGAUAAUGACUUUCUCCAUGACUAUAGUGACCUUGUGGUCAAUGUUGCAGACAAAGAAAUUAUUGUAACUGAUCCUGAUUUUGACUUUUCUAGUAUUAUUAAGAACAAAAUAAGUAAAGAAGAAAUACAAGAGAAAGUAACUAAUGGUAGUACUGAAACUGAAGCUGGCAAGGAAGCCACUGAAAAUGCCUCUGACAGUAUUAAUAGUUCUGAGGAGAAAAAGAAUGACGAAACAUCAACAGAUGUUGAUAUGACAGAAGCUAAACUAGAAGGUGGAGACAGUGCCUCUAAGGAGGAACAAAGCACUGAAGGGGGAGACACAAAUCCAGAUAGUGCCACAUCUACUACUGAAAAAACUGAGGACCAAGACAAUAUAAAUACUGAACCAGAGGAACAAACUGAGAAUAAAGAAAAAACUGAAUCUUCUGAAAAAGAACAAGGAACUGAAGAUGCCGAGUCUAUUAGCAAAGAGGAAGAAAAUAAAAAGACAGAAGAUAAUGCUGCAGUGGCAGAAGGUACUGGCAUGGAGCCUGUAGAGUCUACAGUUGCGGAAGCAACAGCAGAAAGCAGUGGGGAAGCAGCUACUUCUACAAGUGAUGAUACAGAUAAAAUUGAUACAACUGAAGGAAUCUCAACGAAAACAAAUGAACAAAUUAAAACUGAAGUAACCAAUGAAACCUUGAACAAAGAAAAUGACCCACCAACACCAAAUAAACGAAAACUCUCUACUGAAGAAGCUGAAGAAGAUAAGUCCCCUAAAAGGCCAAAACUAGAUGCAAAACCUUGUAUAAGGCCCAGAGGUGUUAAGAGAGUUUACAAAGGAGCCACCUUUUGGCCGGGGAACUUACGUCAAAAACUUUGCACCUGCGGCGAAUGCGUCGCCAUGUAUAAGGAUUUAGCUGUGCUAUUCUUAACUGACCCUGAUGAUACUGUUACUGCAUAUGAGGCUUUAGGCAAAGCCAAUAGUGACGGUGCACCAUCCUCACAGUAUGAAAAAGGUCUUCAAGCCCUCUCAUCUCUUGACAGGGUACAACAAAUAAAUGCAAUGACUGAAUACAAUAAAAUGAGAGAUAAACUCCUUGACUUCCUAAAAAGCUUCAAAGACAGAAAAGAAAUUGUCAAAGAGGAGGAUAUCAAAGCAUUCUUUGCUGGAAUGAAACCCAAACGCGAGCCCGACGGCGUGUAUUUCUGUCGGUAAACUUAAUUAUAAGCCAAAAACCUAUACCUAUUUGUAUUUUAAAUUUUGUAAGUGACUGACACAUUCCCAGUGCUUAUAAAAUGAUAACUGUUAAUUUUCAAAGCUUGAUAAUUGAAAAUGAUUACAUUUUAAUUAAGUACAA